AUGGUCGCUAUUCUGUCUUACUGCGGAAGCUCGAUUCUGAUGACUGUAACAAACAAAUAUGUUCUCGGCGGGCGAGACUUCAAUUUGAACUUCUUCCUCCUCUGUGUUCAGAGUCUGAUUUGUCUUGUCACAAUCGAAAGCUGCAAACGUGGAGGUCUAAUCACAUACCGCGAGUUCAACAUGGAUCAAGCCAAGAAAUGGUUCCCAAUUUCUGCACUUUUGGUCGGCAUGAUCUACACAGGUUCCAAAGCCCUUGCAUAUCUCACUAUCCCGGUCUACACCAUCUUCAAGAAUUUGACCAUCAUCUGCAUUGCCUACGGCGAAGUGCUUUGUUUCGGCGGUUCAGUGACACGCAUGGCGCUGAUGUCGUUCGGCUUGAUGGUAUUGAGCUCAGGAGUGGCGGCAUGGGCUGAUGUGAAGACACCGGCUCAACCUACUGGAACCGCAAGUGAUGGCGGCUUGCUCUCUAUGUUCAACCCAGGCUAUGUCUGGAUGGCAUUCAACUGUGUCUGCAACGCCGUCUUUGUUCUGGCUAUGAAGGUUCGCAUCAAGGUGACCAACUUCAAGGACUUCGACACCAUGUAUUACAACAACCUCUUGAGUAUUCCUAUUCUUCUGGUGUUUUCGCUGCUGUUCGAGGACUGGUCAUCGGCCAAUGUUGCUCUGAAUUUCCCAGCUGACAAUCGCACGUGGGUGAUCAGUGCAAUGAUCAUCUCUGGGUUGUCCUCAGUCUUCAUCUCGUAUACAUCCGCUUGGUGUGUACGUGUCACUGGCUCAACAACGUACUCUAUGGUUGGUGCUCUGAACAAGCUACCUUUGGCGAUCAGCGGUCUGUUGUUCUUUGGCAAUCCUGUCACCCUAGGUGGAUGCACUGCCAUUGCUCUUGGAUUUGUGAGCGGUCUGGUAUAUGCCUAUGCGAAGAUCAACGAGAAAAAGGCCAAGGAAGCAGACAUCCUGCCAAUGACCAAGAUGCCAGCGUCAAGAGGAUCUUGA
This is a messenger RNA of Aureobasidium melanogenum CBS 110374, 993 nucleotides long. Its product is annotated as UDP-galactose transporter. Gene Ontology annotation, biological process: transmembrane transport. The record is from RefSeq and is a predicted model, not a curated record. NCBI's taxonomy places the organism in Eukaryota, Fungi, Ascomycota, Dothideomycetes, Dothideales, Saccotheciaceae. Gene Ontology annotation, cellular component: Golgi apparatus. The transcript has 3 exons. Gene Ontology annotation, molecular function: GDP-mannose transmembrane transporter activity; antiporter activity. Bases 1 to 993 code for a protein of 330 amino acids.